This is a messenger RNA of Hyaena hyaena (striped hyena), 3628 nucleotides long. RefSeq names its product phosphatidylinositol glycan anchor biosynthesis class A (gene PIGA). NCBI's taxonomy places the organism in Eukaryota, Metazoa, Chordata, Mammalia, Carnivora, Hyaenidae. The record is from RefSeq and is a predicted model, not a curated record. Gene Ontology annotation, cellular component: glycosylphosphatidylinositol-N-acetylglucosaminyltransferase (GPI-GnT) complex. Gene Ontology annotation, molecular function: phosphatidylinositol N-acetylglucosaminyltransferase activity. The coding region runs from base 116 to 1573 and encodes 485 amino acids. Gene Ontology annotation, biological process: GPI anchor biosynthetic process. The transcript has 6 exons.
ACUCUGGCUGCAGCCGCGGGAGGUCCGGACACUGGCGGCCAUGGGACUCGCCGGUACUAGACGACACAUAUCUUAACUGGGUUGCUCUAAGGACUAAUGCCUAAACAACCUCAGCAUGGCCUAUAGAGGAAGAGGUGGGCAUGGCCAGUCUCCCUCAGCUGUGCUCUCCCACGGUAGCCCUGGAAAUCUGUCAACACGUAGGACCCGUACCCAUAAUAUAUGCAUGGUGUCGGACUUUUUCUAUCCUAAUAUGGGAGGCGUGGAAAGCCACAUUUACCAGCUCUCUCAGUGCCUGAUUGAAAGAGGGCACAAAGUCAUAAUUGUCACCCACGCUUAUGGAAAUCGAAAAGGCAUCCGUUACCUCACUAAUGGCCUCAAAGUCUAUUAUUUGCCUCUGAAAGUCAUGUACAACCAAUCUACAGCCACGACCCUCUUUCACAGUCUGCCAUUGCUCAGGUACAUAUUUGUUCGGGAGAGAGUCACGAUAAUACAUUCACAUAGUUCUUUUUCUGCCAUGGCCCAUGAUGCCCUCUUCCACGCCAAGACCAUGGGGCUCCAGACAGUCUUCACGGACCACUCCCUUUUCGGAUUUGCUGAUGUCAGCUCGGUGCUUACAAACAAGCUUCUAACCGUGUCUCUUUGUGACACAAACCACAUAAUUUGUGUCUCUUAUACUAGUAAGGAAAACACUGUGCUAAGAGCCGCACUGAAUCCUGAAAUAGUGUCCGUCAUUCCCAAUGCUGUAGACCCUACUGACUUCACUCCAGACCCAUUUAGAAGGCAUGAUAGUGUAAUAACUAUUGUUGUUGUCAGCAGACUUGUUUACAGAAAAGGGACCGAUUUGCUUAGUGGUAUAAUACCCGAACUCUGUCAGAAAUACCCAGACUUAAAUUUCAUAAUUGGAGGAGAGGGACCUAAGAGAAUCAUUUUGGAAGAAGUACGGGAAAGGUACCAGCUACAUGACAGAGUGCGUCUCUUGGGAGCCUUAGAACACAAGGAUGUUAGAAAUGUCUUAGUUCAAGGACAUAUUUUUCUUAAUACUUCCCUUACCGAAGCGUUCUGCAUGGCAAUUGUGGAAGCAGCCAGUUGUGGUUUACAGGUGGUCAGUACCAGGGUUGGCGGGAUUCCUGAAGUACUUCCAGAAAAUCUGAUCAUUUUAUGUGAGCCUUCUGUAAAGUCCUUGUGCGAGGGUUUGGAAAAAGCGAUUUCCCAACUGAAGUCAGGAGCGUUGCCGGCUCCCGAAAAUAUUCACAGCAUCGUGAAGACUUUCUACACCUGGAGGAAUGUUGCGGAAAGAACUGAAAAAGUGUACGACCGCGUGGCAGGAGAAGCCGUGUUACCGAUGGACAGGCGCCUGGACAGACUCCUCUCUCACUGCGGCCCAGUGACGGGCUACAUCUUCGCUUUGUUGGCUGUAUUCAACUUUCUCUUCCUCGUUUUCCUGCGAUGGAUGACUCCAGAUUCCAUCAUCGAUGUCGCGAUAGACGCCACAGGGCCAGACGGGGCCUGGACUCGUCACUAUCCUCACAGUAAAAAAGAGGGCGAGAAUAAGGAGAUGUCUAAAACCAGGUAGAAGAAAGCCUGGAUCCUAAGAUUUUACACCUUUGUGAUAGUUCUCUUAAGACUAUUGAGAAUAACCUGGCUUUUCUUCUUCUUUUUUUUAAAGUUAAUUUAGUAAGUUAUGCUACCUCUAUAUCAUUCAAUGUUUUAUUUUGUGGCAAGAUAAAAACUUAUGCAACUCCUGAGUGUAGAAACUCCUUGCACUUAUUUAACCUUUAGGAGAGAACAUUUAAACCACUCAGGUAUGACGUUUUUCAGACUACUGAAAUCCCUUUAACAGAGACGUUUUAACAUUAUACUUUGGGAGCUUUGGGUGCUGAAGGGCCAAAUGUUUUCUGGGCAUUUUUUGGCCAAUUUUAAAUGUUCUACCAUUAGUUAGACAUUCACCAGAUGUUUACAAGUUUUCUUUAGGGAAGUACAACAACGAUAUGAACUACUUUGAGUCUUUUCCACACACGUCGUAGCCAUCUAAGUCCUGUUCGCAGCCGUUGAUUUGGUUCGCUCAGUAAGUGUUCCCUGUCGUCAGCAGGUUUCUUGAGGAAGAUGGUCCAUCAGUUAGUGGCAUGCUUUAAGCACCCACUCUGUGCAGAGCACUGGACUGGACACUUCCUGCUGUUAAGGACCAGGGCCACGGUCGCUCUUUGGUGACCACUCUGAUGGCUCACCUCUUGGUCGUCACAGUUGACAAGAUGGUAAAAUCCUGAACAUGCCAAAAAUGCUCCUGCUUUUUAAUGCCGGGAGAAGAUCGUGGGCCUACUCAGAUUACCCCGUUGCUCUGGUCACGUGCGUUCUCCUAGGUAGAGCCUUCGUCUUAAUUUGUGUUGAUGAAAAUACUUUUUGCUUUUGAAAUACUAGGGACCGAUAUCACUGUUGAUGAUAGUGCAGAGAAACCCUCCCUGUCCUUCCGUACGUAAUCUAGUCCUCUGUAAAUGCCUUCACGUCUUCCGAGCAGAAUGUACGAGGUGUGCCGUCUCCAAAUCAGCUGCUACCCUGUACCUCUGAUAGAAGUCACUCCCCUUCACUUGUGGCCUCGCUGAUGUCUGAGGAGUAUUGUCAGUACGCAACAGUCUUUACCCCAGAAUGUGUUACUUAGAGCAGAUGGAGUCUGAAAAUUUUAGGAACACGGUCUCUUUGUGGAUGUGUGUUGUUAACUGUAAUCGUUGUUGCCCAGAGCCAUGGGUUUUUAAACCCCAAAUUAUCCACAUGGUGUGUCUUACGAACUCCUUGAACUCUUUAGAAUAAGUUUUUGUGAUAAAGGACUGUGAAGUCAAAAGAACGAGGCUCUCGACGGUGCACGACCUAGAUCCUGGCGGUAUUGUGAUCCUUCACGACGCUUGUUUUCUUUAAUGACGACACUCACAAAACUUCUUUUUUAAAAAGUAUCUUAACACGCCUCUUAACCGGUUGCCACUGAUACGUGAGAACUAGAUAUGUGUUCUGUGCUGAAACACAAAGUUGAGAGUGCAGUUUUUAAAACCUGGAAGUUGAGGGUUCUUUUGUUCGAGAAAAACGGACUGACCCAGACCAUUAAAUCUCAGUGGGAUUUUUAGGCAUAGAAACGGAUCUAUAUACAUAUGAAACCGUGCCAGUAUUCACGGCAGAGCACGCAAGUGUCACCUUUGUUCCUCUGUAUUCUGUUCAGCAAUUUUGAAGGGCAUACUGCCGUUUGUUCUUAGAUUUUUGUUUCUUAGCAUAUUUUCAAGAUUGCCAUUUAUUUCGGAUGGAAAUGGGAUUUAAACUUCUUGCAUGUAAAGUAAAGUAAUUUGCAAACCAAAAUUAUUUCCUUUGUUUUUGACAAAUGGAAGUAAAUUUGCUUGUUCUCGUAAAUCUUAAUUUUCAGGCUUCCUGGAUACCUUAAUUGUAACUGUCAGUGUUGCACUGGUCAAUAUGGGGAAACAUCUUGUUCUACCCUGCUACUUACAUUUAUUUGAAAGUGAACUUGCAGUGAUGAGGAAUUUAUGAAAAAUAUAUUGUAUUUCUUUUGAUAUUACAAAGACGAGCACAUAACACCGAUUUACGAAAACAUGCUACGUGUCCAAAAAUAAAGACCAAAAUGACAUUUUGACAA